Pieris macdunnoughi is the source of this 1623-nucleotide messenger RNA. The record is from the annotation of a GenBank genome assembly. NCBI's taxonomy places the organism in Eukaryota, Metazoa, Arthropoda, Insecta, Lepidoptera, Pieridae.
AUGGAGGACGAAAUAAAAACUGGUGAAAUAAAGAGAAUAGAUUUAGAUGAUGUUUUAGUAAAUGAGUUGGGUCAAUUUGGACCCUUUCAGCUUCGUUACAUGGUCCUUGUAUCGAUUCCGCUUAUUAUGUCCGCCUUUAUGAGUGAAUAUAUUUUCUCAGCCGCAGCAAUCCCUCACAGAUGUCGUGUCCCAGAAUGUGGUGAAGAUUCGAAAUUAGUCCGGUUUGACCCCGAUUGGCUAACGAAUGCCAUGCCCGAGAGGACAUCAGCCUCCACCUGCGAUCGUUACCGGCCAAGAGAUAUUAGUGUUAACAUCUCUUUAGAUUACUGUCCCGCAGACCUCUUCGACUCGUCAGUCCUUGUUGGAUGUGAUAGUUUUGUCUAUGCACGGGACAACUCAGUUGUCUAUGAUUUUGACCUCGGUUGUCAGGAGUUCCUGCGAGUAUUAGCGGGGACGCUUAAUAGUGUAGGAACUUUACUUGUGUUACCGAUAACUGGAUAUGUGUCCGAUAGGUUUGGGCGGAGAGUAGCGUUGAUCAUAAGUGUAUUUAAUUUGGCAUUAAUCGGUCUAAUACGAGCUUUUUCAGUAAACUACAAUAUGUACUUGGCCCUUCAAAUUCUACAAACUACACUUGGAGCUGGUACCUUCAGUUCAGCGUAUGUCUUUGCCGCUGAGCUGGUUGGGCCCAAAUGGAGAGUGGUAGCGAGUGCAACAGCAACGUCUAUGUUCGCAACUGGACAAGUGAUUUUAGGUGGAGUAGCUUGGCUUAUUCAGCCUUGGCGCUACAUGAUUAUGGCCCUCCAUAUUCCCUGCUUCCUCAUUAUCUCCUAUUACUGGAUUUUGUCUGAGAGCAUCAGAUGGCUUCUAUCUAAGCAAAGGUUCGAAGAAGCUAGAACGGUAUUGGAAAAUAUUGCGAGAGUGAACAAAACACAGAUCAGUGAAAAGUCCAUGCAAGGAUUGUUGAUGCCGCCCGCUGUCACUGCGGAAUCAGCGAAGCAAAACAAGGAUGGCCUUCUAAAAACAAUAUUUAAGUCGAAAAUCUUAUUACGCCGAGUCUGCACCACCCCCAUUUGGUGGAUCACCACAACCUUCGUCUACUACGGUCUCUCUAUCAACUCCACCAGUCUCUCUGACACAAUCUAUCUGAACUACAUAUUGACCGUUGCCAUCGAGAUUCCAGGAUUCUACACGGCGGUUUUCAUUUUGGACAGGAUUGGACGGAAACCCACCCUGUCCGCUGGGUUCUUCUUCAGCGCCGCUUGUAAUAUAGCUUUUGUGUUUAUUCCCUCAGAUCUAAGCGUGGUCCGUCUGGUGGUAUACCUCGCGGGUAAAUUCGGUAUCUCGCUGGUGUUCACGUCUCUGUACCUCUACACAUCAGAGCUGUACCCCACAGAAUUUCGACACACGUUACUGGCUUUCUCCUCCAUGAUUGGCAGAAUUGGGUCAAUCACAGCACCGCUCACACCUGUACUUAUGGACUAUUGGCACGGCAUUCCGUCAAUGAUGUUCGGUGGCAUGGCUAUACUAUCUGGUCUACUGAUUUUCACUCAGCCCGAAACAUUGGGCACAAAAAUGCCUGAUACUCUUGCUGAUGCAGAAGCCAUUGGAAGGGACAAGAAAUGA